Molecule: messenger RNA, 4509 nt
Organism: Rhincodon typus (whale shark)
Lineage: Eukaryota; Metazoa; Chordata; Chondrichthyes; Orectolobiformes; Rhincodontidae
Product: erythroblast NAD(P)(+)--arginine ADP-ribosyltransferase-like
Exons: 3
Coding region: 215-1066 (283 amino acids)
Molecular function (GO): NAD+-protein-arginine ADP-ribosyltransferase activity; NAD+ poly-ADP-ribosyltransferase activity
Source: RefSeq, a predicted model, not a curated record
UAGAUACCAAGAGAUAACAAUAGUUUGGAGCUCAAUCAAAGGUUACGAGCGUUCAUGCAAAUUGCAACCAACUUCACUGUGGAUCAUCGAGAUGAAUUGAUUGUUAGAUCCCUGAACUGUAUCGCAAGAUCAACAGGAUCGUGAAAAGCAACAGACAUACAUCGCAGGGAGAAAAACCAUUAGUCCAGAAAAAAGAAACCCAGAAAAAGAGGCAAUGCAUGCUUUAAUUUGUAUUGUGCUACUAUCUCUGAAUGUGGACUGUGAGAUAGCUGUUGUUUUGAGACCGGGAGACAAAUACAUCCACCUGGACAUGGCGAACAGCUCUGCUGCUUAUAUCUUUACCCAGACCAGAGAGGCUGACCAGGCAGCAAUUAGUUACAUAAGAGAGGAGUGGAAGAGGAUGCCGCGAAUCCUGAAAGCCUGGGACAAGGCAAACAGCACCUUGGAGCGCAACUGUGUAAUUCCACGGGGAUUACGAAGGGAGCAUCUGGUGGCAAUUCGCGCUUACACCCAUCCAUCUGCUUUGUUCAAAGCUUUCAAUGCGGCAACCAGGCAGUACGGAGUGAGCGAUGACAUUUACGAGCAGAAUUUCACUUUCAAAAGUUUCCACUACCUCCUCUCCGUCGCCCUGGAUAAGUUAAAAGGAAAGAGAUUCCAGACCUAUCGGGGAAGUGAGAAUGCAUUCUGGGCCAGGAAAGGGAAAAGUGUGCGGUUCGGACAAUUUGCUUCAUCAUCCUUGGACUUGAUGGUAGCCAAACGAUUCAUGAAGAACGUUCGAGGUGAAAACACGUUGUUUGAGAUCAAAACCAAAUUGGGAGUAAAUGUCAGCCAAUACUCGACCAUAAAGGAUGAGGACGAGGUCAUCAUCCCUCCAACAGAGGUGUUUAAUGUCAAGUACAAACCAUGUACACAAAAGCACGGGAAUAAAAAAUGGGUGAAGAUUGGGCUGCAGGCUGUGGGAUGUCAGGGCAUUGUGGUGACGGUGGAAAAAACCAGGAAAGGUUCGUUGAGAGUGAGAAGAGGACGUGGAAAAUGCCCCUCUUAUUGCAAGUGCUCUCUGGGCUGAGAGCAACUUGAGCCUGAAAUCAAGAAACUCACAUUGCUGACUCACACUGACAAUAGUCGCUUACGAUUAACAAUUCACGCUGGACAAAAUAUUCCUGCUUGCUUUGUAACUGCUAACAAAUGCUGUAUCAUUGAUAAUUCAUCAUGAUAAUUGUUCAUUUUUAUUCAUUCACAGGUUAUGGGCAUUCAUUGUUCAUAAUCAUUCAUUGUUCUGAAUCAACCACACUGCUGUGGGUUUGUAGUCACAUGUAGGCCAGAUCAGGUAAGGAUUGCAGUUUUCUUCCCAAAAAGACGUUAGUGAACAAGAUGGAGAUUCCCAGACAAUCGACAAUUGUUUCUUGGCCAUCGUCAGUCUUUUGCUUAAAACAUUUUUUAAUCAACCUGCUCAGAGAUUUUAUUACACACCACUGGAAAUUGUGGGACAGGAACCCAGACUUCCUGGCUCAGAGGGUGGGACACUACUACAGUACCCCAAAAGGCCUAUUAUUAGAGUCUCUUUUCCUUUUUAUUUCUUAUUCCAUGUUUGCUCUACGGUAAGAUGAAAAUGAAGGUGCCUUUGUGAAUAAUGUUUAUUAGUAUAUUUUUUCCACUGUCAAUAAAAUAUCCAUGUGGCUACUUCAAUAUUUGUAAGCUAAGCAUGUUAAGGCCAUUGUUAGGUUUUUUAGUUCCAAAUUUUUAUUGAAUUCACAUUCCACCAUCUGCUGUGGUCAGAUUCCAACACAGGUCUCCCAAGCAUGACCCAUAUCCCUGGAUUAAUAGUCGAACAAUAAUACCACAAGACCAGUGCCUAUCCUGUACUAAUCUAUCGAUCAGCUGUGUUUAAUAAUCAGCUAGCUAAACUCCCCUGUGCCAAUGUUGCUGUGUUGUGGCAGUGUUCCUACCUCUGGCAAACGUAAGCUAGGUUCCAAUUCUGCCCAAUUCCGGAGGUGCAUCAUGAAAUCCCUGAACUGGUUGGUUACAAGAGCGUAAGCAGGAGGGUGUUCAGCCAUUCAAUCCUAUCCUGCCAUUAAACACCAUCAUGGCCGAUCUUAUCUUUGCCUCAACUCCACUUUGCAUCACCCUUUAAACCAUUUCCAAUUCGACAAUCUCCGUAAUAAGAACAGGACAAUAUCAAAAUGGCCGCAUGGUUCUUGUGUUCAAGGCCUCAGUUCUCUUUCUGCCAUCCCUAGCUGCCUCUGUACGUCAGUUGCAUUUUAUUCUAAGGAGUUUGUGAGCCUUCCCUUCGUUAAGAGCUAGCUGAUGAUGAAUAAUUUAUUUUUUUUAAAGACCAAGGCAAAUAGAUUCCUCUUGACCCAGCGGAUAAAUGAGUAAUGGGGAGAUAUGAAGGAAUACAGAGUUGAGGUUAAAAUUGGAAGAGUAAUGAUAUUAUUGAUUGGCCUACUCUUGUUCAUUGUCCCUGAGUGUGUCACCACCUGACCCUAUCUAUCCUGGCAUCUGGUAUUCCUAUCCCAACGUUUCCCUGUAUAUGUGAACACUUAUCGCAGUAUAUUUCUCUGUAAGUAUUGUGUGCUGUGACAAUAAUAGCCUGUCCUUGUCCUAUGCAUUUCCUAAACUGCUCUUGUUUCAGUCAUCAUCGCUCCCUCGCUGUUUGACCCCCUACGUCAUUUUUUGAAUCUAUCUAUCCCCUUUAAGCACUGGUGGCUUUCAUGCACAUCAUUAAUCAUAUGCGUACCUAUGACUCUAGAUAUCCCAGUCAGUAGAACCUCAGAAUUUGAAUCAGGUCCAGGGUUCAAGCCUUUGUUUGGGCAGAGCUUUGUGGACAGGUGAUGGCCUAGGCCUAUUAUUCUAGAGAUCUGGGUUCAAAUUUCUCCAUCGUUAACUGCAGAAAUGCAGCCCAUUGAAUUGACACUAUACUGCCUGAAGAACAACUCAUCCCAUUAGCCUUGUAUUUACCAUGGUUAAUCCAUCUCCGUUGGUAUGAAGGGACAAUUUAGCAAGGCCAAUGCGCCUAAACCACACGUUUUUUGACUGUAGGAGAAAGCCCACACAGACACGGGGAGAACGCGUAAACUCGAUAGAGACAGUAACAUGAAGGUGGAAUCGAACCCGAGUCCCUGGCAUUGUAAGGCAACAGUGCUAACCACUGAACCAUAUCAGAUGGUCAAACCUAAACUCAAUAAAAAUUUGGUAAUCAAUGUUGAACGAUGAAGCCAUUGUUGAUAGCUCGGGAAAUAAACCUACCUGGUUUACCAAUGCUCUUUAUGAAAGAAAACCUGCCACUUUUACUUUGUAUAGCCUACAUGUGACUCUAAGUUAGUUGACUUUGAAUUGCCUACUGGACAUCAAAGGCAGCAAUAAAUGUUGGCCAAUCCAGCGAUGUCCAUAUCUUGUAGAAGAACAUUUUUAAGAAAUCCAUCUUCUCACGAUCAGGCAAGAGAAGUGAGAAUGAGUAAAGUUCUACAGAAUGGGAUAUGGAGAGAUAUAAAAAGGAGAGCACGAGACAGAGGUAGAAAAGACAGAGACAGCCAAACAGAGAUGGAAUAAAUGCUAAAUGCUGUGAAUGCUAGAAAUCCAUAACAAAUACACAAAUGCAGGAGAAACUCAACAGGGUCUUGCAACAUCCGUGGAGAAAGAGAGAAAGAGUUAACAGUUUUGCUCCAGGAUGAAUCUUCCUCCAAGUUAUAAGAUGAAAGAGACAGAAGCACAGGAAGCAAGACAGUGAAAGAAUGAAAGCGACAGAGAAUGAGAGAAAGGAAUAGAUGCGCAGGCAGAGGGAGACGGAGGGGAGAGGGAAUCAGUGAGAAGGAGAGAUACAAAGCACAACAAAUUGACAGGUAGAGACUGGGACAGAAAACGGGAGAGGCUGUGUAAGAGAGAGGAAGAAAGAGAUGGAGAGAGAGAAGGAAAGCGACAGAGUUGCACAAAAAAUCUCAACAGAAACACAGAGCGGGGGAAUAACAGAGAGAGAGAGUGCACGGUUAAGAGAGAGGUACAGAUGUACAAUACAGCGAGCAGCGGGAAGGACAGAAUGAAGAAUAUGCAACAUUGAAUGUUAUCAUGUCAUCAAUCCACAGUUAGAACUUGAUCAAACAACAUCAGGAAUGCACUUUCAGUCUUCAAACUUUGAGGUAGAUUGCUAUAUUUGGAAAUGACAGUGAUAAAAUUAUGUAUUUUAGAAGAAAAGUUAAGCAAUAAUUUCAUCAUUCUGACCUUUAUGUUUGUUUGAUUUGGGAGUGAUGACUAGAAUUUGCAUAAGUAGUUGAGAUGCACAACUAAUUCCUUCUUAUCAGUGCAUCUUUUAUAGGAUCAUGUACUACAGUGGUUUUGAGCAGGAACUCAUAACGCAGGGCCAAUAGUUAUCUCUAGGUCUGGCUCGUUGGAGCAUUCCUUGGGCAAAGGAACCAAUUUUCCGAAUUUAUUCUGAAUGCAUUGUCGCAAAAGUAGAUUUGACAAAUUAUAUUCCAGUUUUCCAGCUUGUGAGAAAUAAACUUUAAAUUGAUUUAA